AUGAGGGGAUGUGUAAGACAUGUUGAAAUUUUAAAUCCAAGCGGUGCGUCUGAACAAGAUAUUGAUAAGAAUUAUAAGAAGGGAUUCAAAGUCGAUCAUGUAUGGCCCAUCUUGAAAGAUAUCAAAAAAUUUGCAGAUGUUAAAGCUGGAAUUCAAGUGAGACGUAUGCAACAUGGUAACUUUGCAUCAUCACAAUCAGAGUACUCUCCCACUUCAGAGUCUCCCACACCAGCAUCUCCUAGAUUGGCUUCAUUCGGUUUUAAUAUGAAUGACAAUGAUUUUGGUGGUACUUCAACUGAAAGACCAAUAGGGAGGAUUCACUUAUGGCGAGAAGGGGGAGGAAGAGGGCCGCUGAAACCAGCGGCGGCGGCGGAGAGUCCUCUGAAAGAGAAAGAGAAGGACCCGGCCUUGGAAUUUAAAGAGCGACAGCGAGCUUUCAACAGUCAAGAAGUUGAGCGUCGGAUUGCUGCAAUUCGAGCAAUCCAAGUGGCAGAGGUUCAAAGUUUGCUCUCUAGAUUGCGCUUGAUUCGUUCGUACAUCAGCAAGGAACAGCUUGAGACACCUGCACUCCAGUUUUUCCAGGAGAACUUGCCCAAUAUCUCUCCCGUAAUAAACGAAAAAGCUAAAAUAAUAGAAUUGAAAUGGAGAAUCACAGAAAAUGAUGGUGGAAUCAUGCCAGAUUCAGUUGAUGUUUCCAGAACACUGCAACUUGGUGGCUAUAUACCACACUCAGUGAGAUCAGUAAAGAGCAGCUACCUGAACAUUGCAAACCUUCAGAUUCCAAAUUUUGUUUUGGAUGACCCUUUAGAGGAUCAAAUGCAGGGAAUAAGAGAUUCUUUCCAAACUCCUGGGGAGACUAGCAAUAGGCUAUCUUUUGGCAUGACCCCGAAAACUUCAAGGCAACCUAAGAAGGGUGAGAUGCUCAUGUCCAUUCGAGGCUCACCUCUGGGAGUGUACAAAGAAGAAAACCUGGAAGCCAUUCACGAGUCUGGGGAUGCUUCUCAUGGUGGUUCUUCUCAGUAAGCAGAGUUCUCGUUGUCGUUGUAAAGUCUUGUGAACUCUACUCUAGAUAUGAGAAGAAACUAAACUGACUGUAUUUGUACGUAAUUGUUACAUUCUUACCAGUCAAAGUGGUCAAUAGAAUGACCCCAAAUGUCUGUACAUUAUGUAAAAGUUAUUGAUGAAUGUCGUGACCAAAUUACCUUCAGUACUUUUGGCCUGAAGGAAAACAGAACUACAACUGUACUGGUUGAUUGCUGUAUUUGUGCCAUUUAUCUUUUGUCUU
This is a messenger RNA of Asparagus officinalis (garden asparagus), 1285 nucleotides long. RefSeq lists its product as uncharacterized. Lineage: Eukaryota; Viridiplantae; Streptophyta; Magnoliopsida; Asparagales; Asparagaceae. The coding region runs from base 1 to 1023 and encodes 340 amino acids. The record is from RefSeq and is a predicted model, not a curated record. The transcript is spliced from 8 exons.